Messenger RNA from Pundamilia nyererei, 3602 nucleotides. RefSeq names its product carbohydrate sulfotransferase 11-like. Gene Ontology annotation, cellular component: membrane. The coding region runs from base 426 to 1445 and encodes 339 amino acids. Gene Ontology annotation, biological process: carbohydrate biosynthetic process; proteoglycan biosynthetic process. The record is from RefSeq and is a predicted model, not a curated record. The transcript has 4 exons. NCBI's taxonomy places the organism in Eukaryota, Metazoa, Chordata, Actinopteri, Cichliformes, Cichlidae. Gene Ontology annotation, molecular function: sulfotransferase activity.
UCCAGUUUGGCGGAGGAGAAGUUUGUGUAGCUUCGACAAACUCUACACACCACAGGCGGGGGUAGCAAAUAGAGCUAAGAAGAAACAGGACUGUUAAUAACUUUUGGGGGGACUGUAAUAUCAACAUGACAUUAUUUCCAAUGUUAUCUAAAGUGCCAUUAUAAUUAAUAUUGUUGUUCUUGUUGUUUUUUUUUUUUUAAGUAGCGACCAGAGCGAAGUGGAUUUAUAUCCUUGACGUUACAAUUAACGGGUUUUAUUACUGCGCUGUUGUUUCUCUCUGGUUGGGCGUUUGCUUCCCGUAAUUAAUGAAUAGGGCCAUAUCGCUUUCAAGUGUCUCGUAUCUGCCAUCGGGCGGUCUCGCAUGAACUGCGUAGAGGCAGCGAAGAGGGGGGUCGGAGGCUCCGUCAGCAGAGCCGGGCUUCAGGAUGAAGAUGCCUCGGGGAGGACGCCUGUUUCUGGCGACGUGCCUCGGCUCGCUGUUCGUUCUCGUGCUGUACUUUCAGAGCAUCACUAAACCAGCAGAAGCUGGUUUGAAGGCUGUCACCAGACCAGGAAAAAGCAGGACAAGUCCGCUGCAGACACUUUAUAAUGGAGACCAGCAGCUGGAGCUGUUGGCAGCUCACAAGUCCCUCCAAGGCCGCAGGGAGCUGCUGGAGCAGGCAUGUCUGAGCCACACGAGGAAGCGCCGCGUGCUCUCGCCCGAGGAUCUCAAACACCUCAUUGUUGACGACAUGCACGGCCUUAUUUACUGCUAUGUACCCAAGGUAGCCUGCACUAACUGGAAGCGUGUCCUCAUGGUCCUCACCAGCGACGGCCGCUACACCGACCCCCUCGCCAUCCCCGCUAAUGAGGCCCACGUCGCAGGUAACCUCCGCACGCUUUCGGAGUUCUCGGUCGCGGAGAUCAACCAGCGCCUUCGCAGCUACCUCAAGUUCAUCUUUGUGCGGGAGCCCUUUGAGCGGCUGGUGUCAGCCUACAGAAACAAAUUCACGCGCAGGUACAACACUGCCUUCCACAAACGCUACGGAACUAAAAUCAUCCGCCGGCACAGGCCCAACGCCAAGCCGGAAGCCCUCGAGAAAGGAGAUGAUGUGACUUUCCCUGAGUUUGUCCAGUAUCUUGUGGACCCUCGGACGCAACGGGAGGAACCUUUCAACGAGCACUGGGAGCGGGUGCACUCCCUCUGCCACCCCUGCCUGAUCCACUACGACGUGGUGGGGAAAUACGAGACUCUGGAGCCCGAUGCUCAGGCCGUGCUCAGAUUGGCCGGAGUGGAGGGGAUGCUUCAAUUUCCAACGUCCGGCAAGACGACCAGGACAGACGGCCACAUGGCGGGGCGUUACUUUAAGCACAUCAGUCCUUUCUAUCAGAAAAAACUGUUCAAUCUGUAUCGCAUGGACUUCAUGCUCUUCAACUACUCCACACCAGAGUAUCUCAGGACUUGAUGAGCAUCACUUGUCCUUUCAGGCACUUUUGUGUCGCUCCCUGCCUCGGAGUGGUCCACCACAAGCAGAGACUUGACACUGGGACUCUCCAAGGAAAACAGUUAACGGCUGUGGAGAGUGACUGGAUUUUCUGGUUUCAGUAAGUGAAACUAAAAACUGCCUAAGAAGACAGAUGGUGUGUGUGCUGUGAUCUACUGAGUGAGGAUGGAGUUUGUCUUUAGCACAGCAGACUGCAGGUGACACAUCAUCUCUUUAUAAACAGAUCCUUUUUGUGUUUGUUGCAAUUUCUUGCCAAAGUUUUGCUUCAUCAAAAUUAGCAAGCCUUGCUUUGACUUUAGUUUGAGAGUUGUAGAGCUGGUGAAAUGUGCCUCAUCAGCAUUUUUCUGCAGCUCUCGCUACAGAUUUCUUUUCUUUGUUUUUGCAUCUUCUGAGAGGUAGUGAGCCAGAAAUGAAACUUGAGAGGAGCAGGUUCUCUUCUCACAGGUAAAUGUGCUGACUGUGAAACUGAGCACAGUGUUGCCGUCUCUUAGGAAGGCUUUUAUUUAUGUCAGUAUUUAUUGUUUUGGAGAGCAAGGAUGUCGGGCUCAUUUUUUUUUCCCAGAGGAAAUGAUUUUCUUUUCUUAAAGAACAAAAGGCUUUUCCCUUUCAGAGUCAAUAUCUUUUUGCCAUGUCAGCUUUUGCACAUUAACCGAUGCUAUAACAGGAAACCGUCAGAGCGUACCACAUCAGCCUCCUGCUUUAAAACUGCACAAAUCUCGCAGCUCUCGUUCACACCGGCUCCCACAGAUCCCAGAGUGAUUUCCAGUCGUAGACGCUCCCUCAUUCCAGUAAAAGUGUGUUGCCGUCCCUCAUCUAUCGUGUGCCUGUAUUUAGCUCUGAGCAGGUAGGCUGAACAAACAACCACAUAGCUGUGGUCAGGGCUGCGUCCAGCCCAGGACUAGCCCUGGUCAGAGCUCCCCUUGUUGGGCUGUAGGCAAGCACACCAAGGUUUAAUCCAACUACGGUCACCGAACAGGCCUCGUUCAGUAAAUAUGAUCAAUACACUGUUUGACCUUCAUUAACUCUUUGAAGACAAAAUAUGCAUUCAAGAUGGACUUGAAAUAUUUGCCAAAGAUAAAAAUAACUUGUUUAAAAUUCAUAUUACCUCAGAUAUUUCCUUGCAAGCACUAUAAGUGAGAGACAGUUUGUAUACCCAUACAUAUCUUUUUAUAUCCCAGCGUCCACUUAAAUUAUAGGAAGAUUAGAUUAUGCUUUAAAAAUAACUCCCAAAGGCAUUUCAAGGUGCCUUUAACCAACAAUAAUUGGGCACAAGAUAAGAGAUUUGGAUCUCUCUUAGACGAAUAAACUGAAAUCAAACCAAACAGUGCUUUGAUUCCUUACAAUAAUCUGAAUAUCUCAGUGCUACAGUUUAUCAAGAUUAAGAGCUGGGAUUACUUAGUCUUUGUAGAUAUUUGAGACAUGAUCUCAAAACAACAGAUGCGAACGUUUCCAUAAAAAACACACCCACAGUUUGCUGUGUACACUGAAGCUUUGGCUGUUUAUUCUUAUCUGCACAUCCUUCUGUUUCUUUUAUAAAGUAUGUUUAAUUUAGUCAGACACGUGCCAACCUUUAUUAUUUUCCUGUAAUUACGCUUUGAAAAGUGCAAUAUUAGUACGUGUUAAAAGUUGUCUUUAUUCAAGCCUUAAUUUUGUGCCAUAUUUUAUUUUUCUAUUCCAGCCAUGGAUUACAGGGUGUUCCUUUCCAAUGCUUUCCUGCAUAGCAGUUUGUAAUUUAAGUCGUAAUUUGUAAGAAGCUGCAACUUGGCAAAACCUGAUUACACACUUUAUUUUUUUCUUCUGUUUUAUGAUCUACUGCACAAAAUGUAUGUUUCACCUUUUAAUUUAGAAUCUGCUAAGUUUUCAUCUCAGAUGCCCUGACGCUGCUGUGUGGGACACAGCUAGCCAAAGAAAACCAUUUUCUGUAGAAAUGUUCUUUGAGUCAGAUCUUUGUCAUGGUGAGUCAUUGUGAAACGGCAAACAGAGCACAAUCUGAAAGAAUCUCUCAUGCACUUGUGACACCAAGCUGUGAAUCUGAUAACUGAAGUGCACUUGCUGAUGUGAUAGUGAAUGACUGGUUACCUUGAAGUUUUAAAAAAAAUAUAAACCCACAAUGACAGC